Racocetra persica is the source of this 220-nucleotide messenger RNA. NCBI's taxonomy places the organism in Eukaryota, Fungi, Glomeromycota, Glomeromycetes, Diversisporales, Gigasporaceae. The record is from the annotation of a GenBank genome assembly.
AUGGCUUGGAGUCGAUGAAAAUGCUUGGCCAGUAUCGUAUCAUGGUACUACAAAAUUUAAUGCAAAAUCAAUUUCUGGGGAUGGAUAUUUAUUAAGCAAGGGAAAGCAUUUUUCAUUUGGACAUGGUAUUUAUUCAACGCCAGAUAUACACGUGGCCGAACGAUUUGCCCAGGAAUUUAUGGUUGAAGGAGAAAAAUAUGUGAUAGUAUUUCAGAAUUGA